GAGCAGCGCGCUCUCACUGGUCAAGACGCAGGGUCUUCUGUGUGCCAUUCUUAUAAAUUCUAGUGACUGGAAUGAGUUCGCCAGUAACCUCAAGACGUUGAGCGUGUUGUGACUCAGUGAGAGACUCAGGCAGUGAGGAUGCCAUCCAGCACGACAGACAAGCAGGGCCUGGAGGCCAAGGCCGCGGCUGCUGAGCGGCGGCGCACCAACAAGCCCAUCAUGGAGAAGAAGAGACGCCAGAGAAUUAACGAUUGUCUCAACCAACUCAAGAACCUGGUGCUGGAGGGACUCAAGAAAGACCCUUCACGCUACAGCAAGCUGGAGAAAGCAGACAUCCUGGAGAUGACAGUGCGGCACGUGCAGGCCCUGCACCGCCACGAGGCCGCCUCGCCCCGCCAGCCCCCGGUGGACGCCGCCGCCAAGUUCCGUGCAGGGUUUGGGCAGUGCGCGGCGGAGGUGGGCAAGUUUCUGGAAAGCGACACAACCCUGAGCAACGUUCAACGGUCACGCAUCCUGCUGCACCUGACGGAGGUGAUGACCGGCCUGAGGAACAAGUCCCCUUCGCCAGACACAGUGGCUCCCCUCACCCCUGAGCCCCAGCGUGUCCCGCAGGCAGCCCACUACGACUCCCUGAUGGUGGGCGGUGUGUCCCUCGUCCCUGCCCGCCUCUUGAACGGACAGAUGACAUUUGUUUUGCCCAACGGAAUCACAACCUCCUUCCCAAGCCACGCGGGGGAGCUGCACCGUGCCCCUCCAUCCCCUCCUCCCAGCGCUGCCUCGCCCUCCCUCUCCCUGGUGUCCUCCUCGCCGCCCCCCUCCCCCUCCAGGAGCCCCUCACCGCAGCCCUUGGAUCUUGCUCCAAUCCGCCAUCCAGAAGACGACAACUGCUGGCGCCCUUGGUGAACCACGGUGAAGCAGACGCUUACUCUACCUGAUGAGGGAGGAAUGUCUGCCAGCCAGCUCCUCGCCUUCAGUACUGGUGCACCGCAAGGCCAAGUCGCCCCCCCGCCUCCCACCGUGCAUAGCCGCCCGCCCCCCGG
Messenger RNA from Scylla paramamosain (green mud crab), 1040 nucleotides. RefSeq names its product transcription factor HES-4-B-like. Gene Ontology annotation, cellular component: nucleus. Lineage: Eukaryota; Metazoa; Arthropoda; Malacostraca; Decapoda; Portunidae. The record is from RefSeq and is a predicted model, not a curated record. Gene Ontology annotation, biological process: regulation of neurogenesis; regulation of transcription by RNA polymerase II; anterior/posterior pattern specification. Gene Ontology annotation, molecular function: DNA-binding transcription factor activity, RNA polymerase II-specific; protein dimerization activity; RNA polymerase II cis-regulatory region sequence-specific DNA binding.